AUGUACUACUUUUACAUUAGCUCCUCUGUUUCAAGUUCUAAGGUCAUCAACAAAUACAUGAAUCCAAUUUGUACCAAAGAAUGUUUACAGAAAAUUGUGGAUGGAAAAUUACAGUGCCAUUGUGGAGAAGACAUUGGAGAUUUCACUUGGAGUUGGUUAAAAUCCAAUAACUCAACCAAUAUCCGAAUCUCUGAUGAUAGCAGAGAUAUCUUGUUCCACCCUUUAUACAGCUCUGGCACUGCUGUUGUCAGAGGUGAACAUGCUUUUGCUCAGAAUUUACAUUAUUAUUGGGAAAUCAAGAUGAUCUCGAAUUUGUAUGGAACAGAUGUGAUGGUAGGAGUGGGAACUUCCAAAAUUGAUCUAUCAGAUUGGAAAUUCAGGUUUUGUAGUAUGCUAGGCAUAGAUUCACAAUCAUGGGGUUAUUCCUAUCAUGGGAACAUCCAACAUAACAAAUUGGUAAGGAAGUAUGGGUCUCAAUUUGGUUUGGGGAGUAUAGUUGGACUGCAUUUAGAUAUGUGCAAAGGAACUCUGGAAUAUCAUGUUAAUAGAAAGCCUAUGGGUAUUGCAUUCUCAGGGCUCAAACAACAUGAUCUUUAUCCAAUGGUGAGCUCAACAGCAGCUCAGUCAGCAGUGAGAAUUGUUUGUUCUGUAUCAGAAGAAUCUACUUUGCAAAUGCUUUGUCUAGAGUUUGUUUGUAAAUCCCCUAGGCUUUAUCAAAAAUAUCAAGAGAUCCCAGGCCUGAGACGGUUAUAUGAAAAUAAGUACUUUUGGAUUGUUCCCACUAAUGGUGAAGGAGAGAGGAAGCGCCUUGCAGAACUUGAAGAAAACCUCAUGUGCCCUUUGAACUACUCGAAUUUUCUGAGGAAGAAUAAGAAAAUCCGCACCAUCAGAUGGAUCUCCCAACAUGAAGGAGAUGAAUCUCAAGAAAGCACCUCUAGUUCGCCAAUUUACAAUUUAGGUUCGGAUGGGGACAGUGGAAUAUCCGAGCAGAAUAUAUACGACGAUAUAUCUCCAUCUACCUCUGAAUCUAGGAACGUCAAAAAUAAAACUAAAGUUUUGGUGUGCUGUUCCGACCGUACUGACCAUGAGCACAACGUUUUCUGUACUGACUGUAAAUUUAGAAUUCAAAUUGAAGAAGAGGAGUUGAGUGAUUCUUCAUGA
Molecule: messenger RNA, 1161 nt
Organism: Phaedon cochleariae (mustard beetle)
Lineage: Eukaryota; Metazoa; Arthropoda; Insecta; Coleoptera; Chrysomelidae
Source: the annotation of a GenBank genome assembly